Molecule: messenger RNA, 1580 nt
Organism: Physella acuta
Lineage: Eukaryota; Metazoa; Mollusca; Gastropoda; Physidae
Cellular component (GO): membrane
Source: RefSeq, a predicted model, not a curated record
AUGAAAAGUCUCCAUGAUGCGCGUCACCAUUUUGUGAGUUCGUGUUUACGAUCGUGAGAAAGCCUUGGCCAUGAUUAGGCUUUCUAUAAACCGUUCAUUAUUUUAACAUCUAAUACUUUAAAAAAAACAUCGUAAAAAAACAACCAUCAUGACAUAUCCCAAAGUUUGGACCACUGGCAGUACCACAUAAACUCCACUUUUUUUCACAAGGCAAGUAUUGAAGAGAAGUGAAAGGUCCAGUGGUGAAUAGAAGAGGGGGUCAAAGGAUUUAUUUUGCGUCUGAAACAUCUAUGUUUCCGUGAGCGGUGUCAAGCGAGAGCUCAAAAUGGCGAGAUUCGAUUACAUACUUGCCGUCACCAUGGCAAUAUCAUUAAUAUGGGGCAUCAUAAUUCUAGCUUUUGGUGCCAUCAUCCGAUUCAACUUUGGCAAGCUGAUUGACAACUACGUCAGUGGCAUCGAUCAGGUGAUUCCCAAGGAAUCGCGGACGUCACCAGGUGGUCAAGACUUAGCGCCAAUCUUGCCAGUGCCAGAUGAUGUCGACCUAGGAUCUUGGACUGUUUUUUUAGGAUCGUUUGUGAUACUCACGGGCUUCAUCGUCACCAUCUUCUCAGCGCUGGGGUUCGUUGCCGCCCUCAAACACAGCACGCCUCUGAUUAUACUGUUCAUCGUCUUCUGCCUCGUGGCCACCGGUCUUCAAUUUUACCUGGUGCAAAUUGCAACUAGUGAGGACGUGAACUUCCACACCGAUGCCAAAAAUACACUGAAAGAGAGAUUGGCACACUACACAGUCGGGGGUACAGACGCCUUUAGUGUGGCUAUGAACGCAAUUAUGUUUAAGGCCCAGUGCUGUGGUAUUGAAAGCGUGUCCGACUUUAAAAAUCUAACUUUCAUUGAAAAAGUGGGAGAAACUCAGCAUACCAUCACCUUUGCGGUACCUCCUCCUUGUUGCCACAGAAGUCUGUUUGGCGGUUCCUCAGCCUCCCUGGCAUACAACGCGGUCAAGAGCUGCGCCAUAAUGGGUAGUGUCCGCGGAGACAACGUCUAUUCCAAGGGCUGCUACGGAAACGUAUUUCGCGCCAUUGAUGAGAAUCAAGGGGCGGCUAUACUGGGCGUGCUGCUCUUUAUCAUCAUAUGGGAAAUGUUGCAAAUCGUUCUGGGCGUCCUGGUCAAGUUCACUCCCCCGCCGAAAGAUGACAGAAAAACAGGCGCGGACGGCGGGCAGGUGCCGGUACAGCGCGACAGCCUCUUGCAGCCGAAGAUCAAGAAGUUCGUGCCCUUUUCUAAAGUCAGCUCUUUCACAGCUGCUGACAUCAGUCGCGUCAAGUCCACGGAGAUCUGGUAGGUUGGCGUACAAGUUGUCAGCUUCUCCCAAAGUGUGCGGAAAAGUGAUCCAAUAUUAUUUCUCUGGUGGCAGAUGAAGCUAUCAAAUGUCUGUCAAUUGAUGUACAUCAGAAACAUACUAAUAUUUAUAAUUAUUUCCUUUGAUUGAGAAUGAAUAAAGAAAAAACAAAAUCUAUACAUCUUUUAUGUCAAAAUUAUCUAAUUAAUUACGAUUCACGAAUAAGGUGUAUUUCAAUAAA